Molecule: messenger RNA, 1230 nt
Organism: Otolemur garnettii (small-eared galago)
Lineage: Eukaryota; Metazoa; Chordata; Mammalia; Primates; Galagidae
Gene: ELP4
Product: elongator acetyltransferase complex subunit 4
Exons: 10
Coding region: 52-1230 (392 amino acids)
Biological process (GO): tRNA wobble uridine modification
Cellular component (GO): cytoplasm; elongator holoenzyme complex; transcription elongation factor complex
Source: RefSeq, a predicted model, not a curated record
GCUGUUAAGAGUUCCCAGAGUGCCUAUUGGGUCAACACGGGAAUCUCCAAGAUGGCGGCAGAAGCAACCUGCGGCGCUGGCGCUGGGAGUACCGGGUCUUUGGCGGCUGCAGUCGGCAUGAGUAACGUCACCAGUUUCCAGAGGAGAGGUCCUAGAGUCGGCGGGGCCGACAGUGGCGGCCCUCGACUGAUGUCCAUUGCGGGCACGCGACCGUCGGUGCGGAAUGGACAGCUUCUAGUAUCAACCGGGCUUCCAGCCCUGGACCAGCUCUUAGGUGGAGGUUUAGCUGUUGGAACAGUUCUUCUAAUCGAAGAGGAUAAAUAUAAUACUUAUUCACCUUUGCUCUUCAAAUAUUUCCUGGCAGAGGGAAUCAUUAAUGGGCAUACUGUGUUGGUUGCAUCUGCUAAAGAAGACCCUGCUGUCAUUUUACAGGAACUUCCAGCACCAUUACUUGAUGACAGUCGUAAACAGGAACUCGAUGAAGAUAUAUAUAAUCAUAAAACACCAGAAUCUAAUAGUAAGAUGAAAAUAGCUUGGCGUUACCAGUUAUUACCCAAGAUGGAGGCAGGACCAGUGUCAUCUUCAAGAUUUGGUCACUAUUAUGAUGCAUCAAAAAGGAUACCACAGGAACUAAUUGAAGCUUCAAAAUGGCAUGGAUUUUUUCUUCCAGAAAAAAUAUCUUCAACUCUUAAAGAAGAACCUGGUUCUUUGACCCCUGGUUACAUAAAGCUGCUUCAGUUUAUCCAGAACAUCAUUUAUGAGGAAGGAUUUGAUGGAUCCAAUCCCCAGAAAAAACAGAAAAACAUUUUAAGAAUAGGAAUUCAGAGUCUUGGCUCACCUUUGUGGGGAGAUGACAUUUUCUGUACAGAAAACUGUGACAACAGUCACAGCCUCACCAAGUUCCUCUAUAUUCUCCGUGGUCUUCUGAGAACCUCUCUUUCAGUCUGUAUCAUCACAAUGCCAACCCAUCUGACUCAGAAUAAAGCAGUUAUUGCUCGUGUUACAAACUUGUCAGAUACGGUAGUUGGUCUGGAAUCAUUUAUCGGUUCUGAGAGAGAAACCAACCCUUUAUAUAAAGAUUAUCAUGGUCUGAUUCAUAUACGGCAGAUUCCUCGACUUAAUAACUUGAUUUGUGAUGAAUCAGAUGUCAAAGACUUAGCUUUUAAAUUAAAAAGGAAGCUAUUCACCAUUGAGGUAAGAGAUUUUUAUGUUUCUUACAUAAAAGGUUGA